Molecule: messenger RNA, 2115 nt
Organism: Amoebophrya sp. A25
Lineage: Eukaryota; Dinophyceae; Syndiniales; Amoebophryaceae
Source: the annotation of a GenBank genome assembly
AUGAACGUCGCUCUCUGCUAUACCUUCAGCGAGGUCCUUUGGAAUGGGGUUAGCAUCUACCGUAAUCAAUUCACCUUCGUUGCUCCCAGUGACCGGACGCGAUUCGUUGGGGAUAGAUUGUUCUAUUAUGAUGAGCACGUUGAUGCUCUUGCUAAGACUAAGAGUAACGAGUACGCGUUAGUAACGACAACGAGUACGCGUUAGUAGUAGUGAUGAAUGAAUUAGAAUUACACACAUGCGAUUACGAUUAGGAGUAUAUGAAUUACACACAUGCGAUUACGAUUAGUUGUAUGUGAAUUACACACAUGCGAUUAGGAUUACGACCUUCUACGCGAUAAAUCCAGUAGUUUGUGCUGCUCAAAAAGGCUUGCUCAACCUCUCCACCCACUCGCUCCCUCUAAUAGUGCGGAAUGACCGAGCUAAUCUUCGUCGUUUUCAUCGCGACCUGGAUACUCAAAACUUUGAAAGACAACGAACCUCUGAUGCUGCAGAGCAAGAACGAGAUGCUGAUACAGGCUUACAGUCGCAUGACCAAAGUUCUGCGGCUGGCUUUUGCACUGAAGAUCGGCGUGCAAGCGUUGAAAUACCUCUACUACCCAACAACCUUUGGCUACAGCAUGCUGUUUAGCGCCUACGGAUCGCAAAGGGAAAUAAGCUUCUACGACCUCGGGGAUAGCUAUUGGUAUAGAUACAACUAGAGUGUUGGCGAGAAGAUAAUGAGCUUAAUAUUAAGCACUUUAUCUUGUUCCUCAUGUCGUCGGAGCGCGUCCUAGUUUCCUCUUCUCCUGUCCCAAGCUCAAUAGAAUGCCACCUCUAUUCCUCCUGCUCAAAUGAUGCAUUCAAUUCUUCUAGUUCUCCUUGCCCACAACUGCUUCCAGGUACUUCGAAGUCGUUCUACCACACGUCUUAGACUUCGUCGUUUUGUUAGCGUUAUUCCUGAUCUGGUACCCACGUCCCGAGUUUUCGCAUGUAGACACUGAGGAUUCCCGCUUAGCAACCCUGGAGAUGACACCGGAGCAUAUGGGAGGAAGAAACAACGGCAGUUUCGCUGGUGGUGGUUCAUCUGAUAUAGGUAAUAUGAACACCAGUAAAGGAGGCAUGAUAGAAAUGUCUGGAGGAGUCCCUGCUGGUACUCUUGGCGGUCUAUUCGCAUCCUUCACUUCCGGUUUGACCAGUUCUACAUCAGGCGCAGAUGGGAGAAAUUCCACAGGAGGCAUGCUUUCGUCCUCCUAUUCUGGUGGCGGGUCUAAGCCGUCCAUAGUCGCAGAGUUGGAUGAUAAUUUUGAUGGAUCAGGAAAUAGCUUUUCAUCAACGGACCAAAAUGAAACCAAUACUAGCGCAGCUGCAUCCACGAUUGGCACAUCCUCUUUGGCGCCAAAUCCAGCUGCACCGCAAACCGGCGUCGCGAACAAGUUUAGUGGAGGAAUAUCUUCGUCUUUCGGCGGUCGUACAGGAGCUGCCGCAGCACGUGCUGCUGCGAAAUCUGCGUCGUCGAUGAACAUCAAGUCGUCUCCUUCAAAAGGCUCAUCUAGUACAGCAGGUUCAUCUUCAGGCACCACAGCCAGUACUGGAGGACCGACACAACAAAUCGUAGGUCUAGUGAAUAUGCAAAAUGCGUCUUCAGCUAUAUCCUCUAGUUCAGCUCUGGCCGAUGCAUUGCGCGGAACCGCCAGUCAAAGUCAGCACAUGACCACGCGAAUAGUCCCUGCGCCACCUACAGAACCGGCAGACAAUUCGCACAUUGGCUUCGGUGGCGUAGUGACUGUGCGUAGUCCGACUGAGCCUCCGAUUGAUGCUGCUGCUGGUGGCUCUGUCGCAAGCGGAGUGGGUAGAGCAACUUUAGGGCUCUGAAGAUUUGAUGGAUUGCAAGAUUAUAGGCUACUACAAAGAACAUUAUUACAAUCAACAAUAAGUAUUUUAGAAGAAACUCAGAAGAAGUAGGCUAGUGAAUUAUAUAGCCUCCUUUGAUGGCUGAAGGUGCACAUUCUAACACCAGUCCCUCCACCCACCGGUACCGGACCACCCAAGAAGAUUACGGUUAGCGCGAGACUGCCGAAGAAGAAGACUGGGGCAGCAAAGCAAGAAGCAGCUGGCAGAUUGAAGAUUGAUCACUGA